AUAGAACGUUACUAAGUAUGCUAGGUACUCUUGAGGAAAAGGACAAAACUCAGUGGCACAACUAUGUCAAACCACUUGUUCAUGCGUACAAUUGUACGAAAAAUGAUACAACUGGUUUUGCCCCAUAUGAGUUAAUGUUUGGCCGUCAGCCAAGAUUGCCAGUCGAUCUAGCAUUUGGGCUGCCCUUUAACAACAAAAGUUUCAAGUCGCAUUCUCAGUACAUAACAAAACUAAAGGCAACUCUACAAGAGACCUACAAACUAGCAACAGACCAUGCUAACAGAAUAGCAGAAAGAAACAAAACAAGGUUUGAUAUGCGAGUGAAACCCUCAAAACUAGAGCCAGGUGACAGAGUUUUGGUGCGUGCAGUCCGCCUCAGAGGCAAGCACAAGCUAGCCGACAAGUGGGAGACUGAUAUUCACGUUGUGGUGAACCAAGCAGGUGACUUGCCCGUCUACAGUAUAAAACCCCUAACGAAAGAGGGCCCAGUCCGCACAGUCCACCGCGAUCUCUUGCUCCCUUGUGGUUUUCUUGUCCCUGUUGAGGAGAAACCUGUCCAACCAACUCAUGUACGCAAACCAAAAACAAGGCAGUCACCUAAACAACAUGAGGAAUAUGAUCAUUCAGAACUGGAGGAUGAGGAUGUCUGUUGGUUCAGAGAGGAACCUAUUCAAGGGCCCAUAAAGGUCACUCGAGUCUAUGAGAUUCCCCAGCCAAAGACACACCCUAAUGAUCACAAUCAUGCUGAAACUAACGUGCCUAGAGGAGACAACUUACAUGAACAUGACAACUUGCCUGGACGUGACAACUUACCUGAACAUGACAACUUGUCUGGAGGUGACAAUUUAACCGGAUGUGACAACUUACCUGAAUGUGGAAAUCCACUUGGAUGUGGAAGCCUAGAGGAGAGUGAAACCAUGGUGGAACACUCAAACACUGACAAUGAAAGCGAGAGUGACACUAACUUACCCGAUGGACCUACCUGUGAUGGGCCAGUGGAAGAAGACAACUCAAAUGAUAAUCAAGCAAACUCAAGUCAGUCAAAUACUGAGAGUGAAGCCGCAGCGGCUAUAAGGCGCUCAGAGAGAACAAGAACCCAACCAGAACGACUACAAUAUAUUCAGUUGGGAAAUCCCCUCGUUUCCAUUGCCCAGUCCCUGUUUCACGGUCUAAGCCUGGCUUUUACCAGUGCCUUGACAGAACAAGAUUCUGUGGUCAUCCCCAUGAAUGCUGGUUCCCCUGUCAUUACCGUUUAGCUAUCCCAUGCAAAGGGACUUGCAUGAUUCUAAGGGGGGAUAGUGUAACCCAGUGUUAAAAACGGGAUUAAAAGCAUAAAUAUUAAUACUCAUUUGAUUAAAAUACUAAUUUCAUAAUGGUAAUCAAUAUUGAUAAAAAGAAGUUAAAUAUAAUAAAUACUGAUAAAAAGCAUGUAAACAUAAGUUUAAUUGAUAUGUCUGUAUGUAUAUGUAAUAUAUAAAUGGUGUGGGGGCAGGACUUAGUCCUGUGGAGUGUGUUAGAUCCACUGAGCGACCAAUCAUUGGGCCGGUCUGACCCUUCCCCCAGUCUGUGUGCGCUGCUCAGACACCUGUGUGUGCCUGCCUGCGUGUGCCAGUCAGAAACGCCAGAGACACAGACGGUGAAAGAUUCGGUUACCCGUGCGGUGAAGAAGCUAGCUGGAUAGUAAAAGUCCUGUUUUCGGUGGAAAUAAUAAGAGUGAUACUGUAUUCCAGAGGCCGUGAGCCAGCGUGAUCACUGUGAAGCCCCUUGUAGCAUUUGUUGCUUCACAUGGUCAGGUUUUUUUCCUUUGCUUAUUUGGAUUGGAUUGGUUUUGAGGACCUGAGAAGAAUCGAGGAUCCCUUUUCCAGUACUGGAUGGCGAGCCCAGCCCAAAGAGCCGGAUGAACUGGUAGAUUGUAACCCGACUGGUUACAAACACACUGAGUGACUAUUGAACAUUGACAGACUGAAAUUGACUUUAAAAAAAGGACACAAAAGACAAUAUAUCCUUGGGUCGACCAUUUGUGGGGUUUAUUUUAUUUUAUUUUGUUUUCAAAAGCGCGCUCUACUUUUGUUAAAUGUGCACAACCUGCUAAAUUUCAAUUAUUGCUAAUAAAUGCAAUUGUGUUUUCUACACCUACUGUGUACAAGUCCUCUGUUGUCAUACACCCUUGGCUCCUACGAAUCUAGAACCUGUCUGAUCUGGCCCAUAUCUCCCU
Oreochromis aureus is the source of this 2215-nucleotide messenger RNA. RefSeq lists its product as uncharacterized. Lineage: Eukaryota; Metazoa; Chordata; Actinopteri; Cichliformes; Cichlidae. The record is from RefSeq and is a predicted model, not a curated record. The transcript is spliced from 2 exons. The coding region runs from base 18 to 1256 and encodes 412 amino acids. Gene Ontology annotation, molecular function: nucleic acid binding.